Pseudozyma hubeiensis SY62 is the source of this 234-nucleotide messenger RNA. RefSeq lists its product as hypothetical. The transcript has a single exon. Lineage: Eukaryota; Fungi; Basidiomycota; Ustilaginomycetes; Ustilaginales; Ustilaginaceae. The coding region runs from base 1 to 234 and encodes 77 amino acids. The record is from RefSeq and is a predicted model, not a curated record.
AUGUUUGGGGGCAAAGAGGAGUCGGUCUUUGAGAUUGGCGUGGUGUGGGCAGAGCAGCGCGGAAGUCAUUUCGACGGGACCGGCUUCAGCGAGGGACAGCAUCUCUCCGCGGAACGAUGCUGUGGUGACCAACUGAGUCGAUGGGCUUCCUCGAGCCUGUCGUCGGUAGAACCAAUUGUAAGCGUCACGGCGAGCUCGACCCUCGUUACCGUGCCUCUCUUCGUCGAAAGCUAA